AUAUAAACGCAAAUACUGUUACUGUAUUAAACACAGUGCCUAUCCCGCCACGAACGUGCGAACGACUUCAAAAUGGUACCACAUUACCUCCUCGUUUUAACACUGGCAGCGGCCGUAAGUGGAAGGACAGCGAGCACAAACCAAAACGUUGACGAAGGAAGGAGUUCAGACGACACGAUAUUAGGGGACUUCAAAGUUGCAUACGAAACCUACAGAGACUGCAGUGGCAGCGAUCUUUCUAGUUGUCUGAAACUCAAACUGGCCAAAGCUUUAAAUAGGAUAUCAAAGAGCGACGAGGUUGUGCUGCUCGGUGGAGUUACCAUUACGAAGGAUAAGAAUGCAGUCGAAAAGGUGGACGUUGAGGAGGCGAUUCCGAGAGGUCUUGACGAGAGCUCCUUGGACAACCUCAUCUUGGACAAAAUCGUUGGAUUCAUGCAAACUCAUACCAUCCAGAUCAAAUUCCCCACCGGUUCAGAUCUGCAGCGCGCGUUCGACGAAGGCCGUGGAAGAAGGAAGAAGCUCGCCCCACUCCUCGCUAUCCCCCUCCUUAUCGGAGGCAUGAUCGUUCCCCUUGCAUUCGGUGCCCUGGCCCUCCUCGCUGGCAAGGCCCUGAUCGUUUCCAAGCUGGCCCUCGUCCUUGCGGGUAUCAUUGGGCUGAAGAAGCUGCUGUCAUCCAGCGGUACUGGGGAAGCUCAUGAAGUCGUGGUAUCAUCUGGUCACGGGGGAGCUGGCUGGAGCAGGUCUCUUGACUCACACGACCUAGCCUACAAUGCGUACACGCAGUAACCCACCCUAGAUACCAGUUAUCGUGUUGUGUGUAGCGUAGAAGGCAUACUAUUUAUUUUAGAAUAAGGCGUACAUUUUUUACAAUUAAAGACAAAGCAUAUCUUGUCCGCGAUUGAACAGAAUAUAUGACCGUAAAAAAGAAGUGAACGUACUAAUUAUUGUUCCAAAGAUAAUUUAUAUAAUAUUUAUAUGAUGGUUUAUAAUUUAAUAAUGACAAGGGCGUGCAAUGGACCAUGAUGCAACACUUAAUUUAUUUUCUAAGUAAACAGUACCUCAAUACUCUAUUUAAAUGAGUCAUAUAGAUAUGUAUGAUAUGU
Messenger RNA from Zerene cesonia (dogface butterfly), 1103 nucleotides. RefSeq lists its product as uncharacterized. The transcript has 3 exons. The record is from RefSeq and is a predicted model, not a curated record. NCBI's taxonomy places the organism in Eukaryota, Metazoa, Arthropoda, Insecta, Lepidoptera, Pieridae. Bases 73 to 786 code for a protein of 237 amino acids.